AUGUCGAUUCUUAAAAAUGGAAUGAAACUACUGAUGAACAGAUCAGCUCAAAAUGCAUUGGGAAACAAAUGUCUCCACACUCCGUCGUCACUGGAUGCAGCUAAAGCUGUUAGCAUCAAGUCACCGAUCGCUAGGGCGUUUGCUUCUGGUGAACCAAAUGAAGAUAAAUUUUCCAACAUGCCAGUUGACCGAAUUACAUGUACAUUGAUUCCCGGCGACGGAGUCUAUCCUGAACUGAUGAACUCCGUCCAAACAGUACUGAAAGCAAUUGGGGCUCCUAUUGAUUUUGAAACCAUAUUGUUUUCAGAAGUACAGCAUUCUAGCAGUGCUAAAGUUGAAGAUGUUAUCAAAUCAAUCAAUCGCAAUAGAAUUUGUUUGAUGGGUGCGUUAAUGAGUCCCGAUGUUAGCUAUUCUGGAGAACUUCAAAAUUUACAUAUGAAACUCAGGAAAGGUUUAGAUUUAUAUUCCAAUGUUGUUCAUGUAGUUUCAUGGCCGGGAGUUGCUUCUAGACAUAAAAAUAUAGACAUGGUAAUUAUUCGUGAACUUACAGAAGGAGAAUAUUCAGCUCUUGAACAUGAAUCAGUCGACGGUGUAGUUGAGUGUUUAAAAAUUGUUACUGCUUCAAAAUCUCAGAGAAUAGCAAAAUUUGCUUUUGAUUAUGCUAUUAGAAAUAAUCGUGAACGUGUUACGUGUGUUCAUAAAGCUAACAUUAUGAAACUUGGAGAUGGUUUGUUUUUAAAAAGUUGUUCAGAGAUCAAACAACUAUAUCCUGGUGUCAACUUUGAAGCUAUGAUUGUCGAUAACUGUACUAUGCAGAUGGUAUCCAAUCCUCAACAAUUUGAUAUUCUAGUCAUGCCCAAUUUAUACGGCAACAUUUUAGAUAACUUGGCGGCUGGUUUAGUAGGUGGAGCAGGUGUUGUUGCUAGCUCUUCCUUCAGUCCUGAAUGCGCUGUGUUUGAACCAGGUGCAAGACACGUAUUCCAAACCGCCGUCGGUAAAAAUAUUGCUAAUCCCACUGCAAUGUUGAUGUGUGCAUCUAAAAUGUUAAGACAUGUUAAUCUACAACAUUACAGUGAAUCCAUCAGAAAUGCAAUUAGGGAAGUGCUUGCUGCAGGAAAAGUGAGAACGAGGGAUUUAGGUGGUUCAAGCAGCACUCAUGAAUUUACUGAUGCAGUUAUAAAAGCUAUUGUUUAA
Macrosiphum euphorbiae (potato aphid) is the source of this 1194-nucleotide messenger RNA. Lineage: Eukaryota; Metazoa; Arthropoda; Insecta; Hemiptera; Aphididae. The record is from the annotation of a GenBank genome assembly.